AUGUCUGCUCCCAAGUUCGCCGGCCUUUCUGGCCCGUGGCUGAUGAGAGCCGUGACUACCAGCGCCACAAUGGGUUUCCUCCUUUUCGGUUAUGACCAGGGUGUCAUGAGUAGUAUCAUCGACGCCAAGCCCUUCAACGACGUCUUCACUGCAACGAGAGGAAACUCCACCAUGCAGGGUGUUGUGACUGCCAUAUACGAACUGGGUUGUCUGGCUGGUGCAGUCUUCAUCCUCAUUUUCGGUGACUGGCUCGGUCGACGCAAGUCAAUUAUGCUUGGUGCCGCCGUGAUGAUUAUCGGCGUCUUGAUCCAGGUCACUUCUUUCAGUGGUCACGUCCCCUUGGCCCAGUUCUGUAUUGGUCGAGUCGUUACCGGUGUUGGAAACGGAAUGAACACUUCCACAAUCCCGACCUAUCAAGCCGAAUGCUCUCGCUCUUCCAACCGUGGUCUCCUCAUCUGUAUCGAGGGCAGUACAGUGGCUAUCGGUACUCUCAUUUCCUACUGGAUCGACUUCGGUGCCUCUUACGGUCCCCCGGACCUCACUUGGCGUUUCCCAAUUGGCUUCCAGAUCGUCUUCGGCAUUUUCAUCAUCGUCAGUCUGGCUGUCCUUCCGGAGUCGCCACGGUGGCUGUUUAUCCGUGAGCGUUACGAGGAAGGUGAAACUGUCAUUGCUGCCCUCGCGGCCAAGCCUAUCAAUGACCCAGAGGUGCAACUGCAGAAGACCAUUAUUCUGGACUCGAUUCGAGCUUCUGGCCAAGCCACCAAGAGCACCCCGAUUUCGGCUGUUUUCACCGGCGGAAAAACACAACACUUCCGUCGGAUGCUUCUCGGCUGUUCGUCUCAAUUCUUCCAGCAGAUCGGUGGAUGCAACGCUGUCAUCUAUUACCUGCCCGUUCUCUUUAAAGAUUCGCUGGGACAGGAUGAAUUCAUGUCGAUGGUUCUUGGCGGUGUUAACAUGAUCGUGUACUCGAUCUUUGCAUGCAUGUCCUGGUUCCUAAUCGAGAGAGUGGGACGUCGCAAGCUCUUCCUCGCCGGUACCGUCGGACAAUGUUUAUCGAUGAUUCUGACCUUUGGUUGCUUGAUCCCCGGGAAACCGGAGCCAGCCAAGGGUGCGGCUGUCGGUCUAUUCAUCUACAUUGCCAGCUUCGGUGCAACGUGGCUACCAUUGCCGUGGCUAUACCCAGCUGAGAUCUCUCCGAUCAAGACCCGCGCGAAGGCUAAUGCCAUCUCCACUUGCACAAACUGGCUGUUCAACUUCCUCAUCGUCAUGGUUACGCCUAUCAUGGUCCGGAACAUCAAAUGGGGCACUUAUCUUUUCUUCGCCUGCAUUAACGCAUGCUUCUUCCCCAUUAUCUGGUUCUUCUAUCCUGAAACCGCCGGUCGCUCUCUAGAGGAGAUUGAUUUGAUUUUUGCCAAGGGAUACUGCGAAAAUAUGAGCUACGUCCGUGCGGCCAAGGAGCUGCCCUACUUAAGCGAUGAGGAGAUUGAACAGGCUGCAGUUCAGUACGGCUUCGUUCCUGCCGACACUGGUAUCUCCAGUAGCCAUGAGGAUCGUGGAGAGAAGCCAAGCUCUGCGGAAACUAGUGACGUGGAGAAGAAUUAA
Penicillium cinerascens is the source of this 1602-nucleotide messenger RNA. RefSeq lists its product as uncharacterized. Gene Ontology annotation, molecular function: carbohydrate:proton symporter activity. The record is from RefSeq and is a predicted model, not a curated record. Gene Ontology annotation, biological process: transmembrane transport; carbohydrate transport. The coding region runs from base 1 to 1602 and encodes 533 amino acids. Gene Ontology annotation, cellular component: membrane. NCBI's taxonomy places the organism in Eukaryota, Fungi, Ascomycota, Eurotiomycetes, Eurotiales, Aspergillaceae. The transcript has 4 exons.